AUGGGUUAUCGUGGUAUUCGUAAACACUUAAAACGACUUCAUGCACCAAAACAUUGGAUGCUUGAUAAGUUGGGCGGUGUUUUUGCACCCAAACCAUCAGCUGGUCCACACAAGACACGCGAAUGUCUACCAAUGAUCAUCUUUUUACGUAACCGUUUGAAAUAUGCCUUGACCUAUGUUGAAGCAAGAAAAAUCUGUAAACAACGUCUUAUCAAAAUCGAUGGCCGUGUCCGAACUGAUUUUCUUUUUCCAGCUGGCUUUAUGGGUUUGUUAUAA
This is a messenger RNA of Adineta ricciae, 276 nucleotides long. NCBI's taxonomy places the organism in Eukaryota, Metazoa, Rotifera, Eurotatoria, Adinetida, Adinetidae. The record is from the annotation of a GenBank genome assembly.